CAGGAGGAGGAGGAGCAGAGACGUAGCCACGGCUAAAGGGGGUUGGGGGGUGCCUGAGUGGCUUUUUGCGUUGGGUGCGUUGAGUGUUGGCUGGACAAUCACAUUGAGCAUCGGCGGCGUUGGUGGCGGUGGUGGUGUUGGCUGCAAGUAGUAGCUGUAAGUAGCUGCUAGUAGCUGUAAGUAGUAGCUGUAAGUAGUAGCUGUAAGCGCUUAUCGAAGGGCAACUUGAGGCUACUUCCACGGCGUCGGGGAACAAGCAUCAGCAGGAGCAGCACCACGCGGCGUGUUCACGAGUUGAGUGCGAGGCGGCGGCGGCGGUGGGUGAGUGGUGGCUAUAUUCAGGUGAGGAGACCUCUGCAAGGCAUGCGCUUGUGAGCUAAAGGCUGAUGAGAAUUUUGGCAUUUGGAACGACGCAUCGACUGAACAAAGAUAACCAUGGCAGCUGCAAAGAAAGCUCCAGCAAAGCAUCGGUCUGGAGGAGUGCACUUUGGGGAGGAGGUGGGAGCCGAAGGAGCUGGGCACGUCCACUUUGACGAUAAACUGCACGACUCGAUCGUUAUGGUCACGCAGGAGACGGACGGGAGCUUCCUCACUAAGGUUGGCUUCCUGAAGAUUGGCCACAAGUACGAGAUCACGUUUGAGAUUCCAAGCCGCGAGCGUCUUGGCCAGGAUGUGUGCGUGGUCUCCAAACACAAUUUGUUUCUGCAGGUGACUGGCAUUAAGGCAACUGCCGUUGGUCACGUCAUCGAGUGCCUAUACAUAGCUCACAAGGAGGGGGUCCUGCGGGAGGAGUUCACGCUGGCCAGCGAGACAAACGACCGCACCUGUGCGCGCGUCGCCGUGCAAGCCCGCGUCAUGGGGCGCCACCAGGGAACCCCCAUGCUGCUGGAAGGAGUGAAAUGCGUGGGCAUGGAGGCCGAGUACGACUCGGAGCAAAGCGACUGGCACGGAUUUGACUGAGUGGCAGCUCGCGACGGGGUUUGCUGGGUCUAGGGGUUGCUGGGAGAGAGCAGCUAGGGGGAGUUUUCGGGGGCGGGGGGGGAGAUGCAAAGCAGCAGAUGGUGUGCAUCUGGGGCGUUCUACCACCUACAACUGUCGCAGCUUGUUUCAACGCUGAACCAUCAGUCUCAUCUUGUUGUCAAAGCAGGUCGGCCACGCUUUCUUUGAAAAACCGCACCUGUUUUUUUUUUAGGGCUCGUAACAGCAGGCGUUGACCUAAUUAGGUCAUAUCACUAACAACUGGGUGGGUGAUGUUAAUAGAUUUGUUUUUUUUUUAUCGUUUAACAAUAAACGGGGACAUUUAAUUCAUAUUAACAUUUAGCAGAAAUAUUCGAGUCUACAUGUCCUGGCCAUUUUCAAAUGAUUGUAACUCCGAAAUGUGUGGCACUACUUAAUUGUUUUAAAAUAAAACAUUUGAGCCAGUUUGCCGUGCUUGAGUUGGCCUUCCCCUGGUCUGCUCUCUUUAAAAAAACUUGCCUCGGAUCAAUGUCGAGUCUGCUCAUCGGUCCAAUUGAAUAUUACUCCACAAAUCAAGACAUGACAUUUACACGUGCCGGUGGGGUGAGAAUUGGUGUUGUUUUGAACGUGCGUCCGUUUUACUUGGUGAAAGUAGCGACUUACUGUUGGGGUAAAGUUGAAAUUGCCACUUACCAGUUUACACACAUAGGGCCUCUCCUCUUGAGGAACAUUGUUGGCUACUAAUGUGUGCGGCGUGUGUAAGUUGUUUCUGUUUUUACUGCCAUGGAAAUGUAUCUUAUUGAUAUAUAUUAUUCAUCGCACUUUCCAAGAAAUCGUUUUUUAUCGGUUCCAAGAUGGCCUAUUUAGGCUGUAGAACACUGGGCACAGGAGACUCUCAACCAUCCUCUCGAAAUGCCUUGAAUUAACCAAUUUCAGUAAUUCAUUUCUGUCGUGAAAUUUUGUUUUUGCUAUUUUAAAGAAAAAAUAUUUGUCGCAACCGCUCUAUUUGAGCAGUGUGUGCAUGCACAUUGAAUGGUAUUUGUUUUUAGUUUGGAUUUCCCCCCCCCCCCCCACACACAUGUGCAUAACGUUUGAUAUAUGUUCUGCUAAAAGAACCUACCCACACUCCCAUCUGCCAAGUCGCGAUGCCACAUCCCUCACCUAAAGAAGUUCAACAUCCAUGCAUGGGGUACGUCUUUCAGAUGACAAGGCAAAUGGCAUGCUCUUUUGACUUCUUCAAAAAGAAAAAACCUCGACCAUCACUGUUGGCUUUAAAGAGUAGCUCGGCGGCCUUGUGCAUUCAAACAAUUAGCCAGCAAGGAUUUGACCCAAAAGGUCCAAAGCUUUAUAAUUGCAUAUACAACCUUGUUUUGUGUAUUUAGGCCAAAUGAAUUGCAUUGCACUGCUGAAAUCACUUGCCUUAAAGUAGUCUGUUUCCCGUCCAUCUAUACUAUGCUAUUGUCUUUAAAAAAAAAAUUAUUGUUGUACGUCCGAUUGCUAUUCCUCAGGGUUACAACAAACAUUGCUAUGUGGGUGUGAAGAUGCAUUUAGAUAACAUUUGCAUUCAUGUCAACUCAAAAAUUUCAGUUUUAUUGGCAAAGCAGUUCUGGCUAGAGUUCAACCCUUUCAGUUAACGGCACAUUGUGGUUCCAAUUUUGCAACCCCAUGAAGGGUGUGCUUGGCUGUCCGCUUUGUUGGCUGCAACAAACCGCUUGCGUCGUCGAGGUUCCGCGCACGCGUUGGUUGUGUGGUAAUGGGCUGCGGUCACGUGCUGUAAGAAUUCGUUCACUCGUUUUGCUGAAUGUUACCGCUAAUAAAUGUCCUGACUUGAAA
Lethenteron reissneri (Far Eastern brook lamprey) is the source of this 2790-nucleotide messenger RNA. It is a transcript of the gene ADISSP, whose product is annotated as adipose secreted signaling protein. The record is from RefSeq and is a predicted model, not a curated record. NCBI's taxonomy places the organism in Eukaryota, Metazoa, Chordata, Hyperoartia, Petromyzontiformes, Petromyzontidae.